Ipomoea nil (Japanese morning glory) is the source of this 1349-nucleotide messenger RNA. RefSeq lists its product as uncharacterized. The record is from RefSeq and is a predicted model, not a curated record. The transcript has 4 exons. Bases 250 to 894 code for a protein of 214 amino acids. Lineage: Eukaryota; Viridiplantae; Streptophyta; Magnoliopsida; Solanales; Convolvulaceae.
UAACAAACCCAACCCCCACUGCACGCAAAUAAAACACCGUACCAUAUCAUCUUCUCCAUCUUCAAUUCUUCAUCCUAUCAUAUCCUCCUCGCCUACACAUUUUUCUGGAUUCUCUACCAUCAUUACAAAUUACAAGAAUCUAGCCGGCCGGCCGGCCACCAAGAAAAAUUAAACCACAUUGUUAUCCUAAUCGUAAUGGUAAAGUUCACCCAGCUGCCCAAUUAAGUUUUGUCCACUAUAAUAUAUAUAAUGGCGCUAAUUCCUCCGUGGCUGGAACCGCUGCUGAAGACGGCGGAAUUCUUCUCCCCGUGCCGCAGCCACGCCGCCGCCGCCAAGAACGAGUGCAACCUCUUCUGCCUUGACUGCUGCAAUGCCGCCGCCUUCUGCCUCUACUGCCGCUCCUCCAAACACAAAGAUCACCGAGUCAUUCAGAUACGGAGAUCGUCGUACCAUGAUGUGGUGAGGAUAUCGGAGAUUGAGAGGGUGUUGGAUAUCAGCGCAGUGCAGACGUAUGUGAUAAACAGCGCCAGGGUUUUGUUCUUGAACGAGAGGCCUCAGCCCAAGAACAAUAAUAAUAAUAAUAAUAAUGGUGGGAAAGGAGGAGGCGGAGUUGCUUCUCACAUUUGUGAAAUCUGUGGAAGAACCCUCUUGGAUCCAUUUCGUUUCUGUUCUUUGGGGUGUAAGCUUGUUGGAAUAAAGAGGAAUGGAGAUGCAAGCUUUACAAUAGAUUCCAAGAAUGAGAUGGCAAUGCAAAGAGGUGAAGGCUCAAAAGGGGGAGAACAAUUGCGUGAAGGUUCACAACAUGACAUAUACCCACUCACGCCUCCUCCUCCUCCUCAUUCUAAUGCAAGGAGAAGGAAAGGCAUUCCUCAUAGGGCACCCUUUUCUGCCUAAUAAUCACAAUUUGUAUUUACUCAACACCUCCUUAAAUUACAUUCAAAGUUAAAAAUCACCCAUAGAAAUUUCGUUUUUCUUUUACCUUGUUAAUUAUUCUGUAAAUUAAUAUAUAUGUAACUUCAAAUUGAUGGAUCGGACCUCCUAUUCAGAGUUACAUAUUUAUAUGGUUAGAUUACCGUGAUGUGAGGUUAUGUGUGUGAGUAGAUAAGAUGGAUGCAUGAUGGGAUGGUAAAGCAGUUGGAGGGGCAAAGAGCCAUGCAUUGUUCUUGAAUUGGAUGGGAAGUUGAAUUGAAGUUGGCAAUAAAAGAUAUAUGGUGGUGGGGUAUUGGAAUAAAAAUUCCCUUUGGUGUAAAGAGCAAUAAUGCAUAGUAUUGUUAUUAUUCAAAAGUUGCAAGGUGUACAUUGUAAUUAAGAAAUUUUGAUUAAAGAAAGUCUUUGUGGAGUUGGUUUCA